Molecule: messenger RNA, 2014 nt
Organism: Hordeum vulgare subsp. vulgare (domesticated barley)
Lineage: Eukaryota; Viridiplantae; Streptophyta; Magnoliopsida; Poales; Poaceae
Product: protein PIN-LIKES 6-like
Exons: 12
Coding region: 349-1647 (432 amino acids)
Biological process (GO): endoplasmic reticulum to cytosol auxin transport
Cellular component (GO): membrane
Source: RefSeq, a predicted model, not a curated record
UGCGAGUAUAUAAAAAGCAGGCAAGCGCAAGCGCCACCGGCCAGCAUCCGAAGCGAGAGAAAAAAGGUCCCACCUACGCCCCCCAAUCGAACGGAAAGAGAGACCGCGGCCAGAUUCAUCCCUCCCGAGUCUCCCACGAGUCCGCGAAUCAAACAGCGCCCCGCUAUUCCUAUCACACUCUCCGCCCCUGCCUUGUUAAUCCGGCUCCAACCCCGCGGCGGAGCGGGUUCGGCCUUUGGCGGCGGCUCGGCUCCCUCCCCUCCGCGCGCGCAUCGCCUCGCCUCCCCGGUCUCGUGAAUCGCGUCGGUCCUGCUCGUGAGGGCUCGAGCCAAUCUUCUGGGCGAGGCCAUGAUGGAGAGGAGGUCGCUGAUGGAGGCGCUGGUGACGGCGGCGCAGGGAGGCUCCACGGACACCUCGGUGCUCUCCAUGCUCAAGUACGCCGUGCUGCCUAUCGCCAAGGUCUUCACCGUCUGCUUCAUGGGCUUCCUCAUGGCCACCAAGUACGUCAACAUCCUCCAGCCCAACGGCCGCAAGCUUCUCAACGGGCUUGUGUUCUCGCUUCUACUUCCUUGCCUUAUAUUUUCCCAACUGGGCAGCGCGAUCACUCUCGAGAAGUUGGUGCAGUGGUGGUAUAUUCCAGUAAAUAUUGUUGUAGGUGCCGUGUCUGGAUCCUUGAUUGGCUUUGUGGUGGCGUCUAUCAUCCGACCUCCUUAUCCAUACUUCAAGUUUACUGUUAUCCACAUUGGAAUAGGGAACAUUGGAAAUAUACCUCUGGUUCUCAUUGCAGCAUUAUGUCGGGACCCAUCCAAUCCUUUUGGGGACUCUGAAAAAUGCAGCCAAGAUGGAAAUGCGUAUAUUUCAUUUGGUCAAUGGGUUGGUGCGAUUAUUGUUUACACAUAUGUGUUCAAGAUGCUUUCUCCACCACCAGGAGAGACCUUUGAUGGUGAAGGGGAGAAGCUUCCGGUUCUGGCAUCUGAAGAAAACGCAAUGCCUGAACUUGGUAAAUAUCCAACAGGCACUCACACUAGUACUGUACCUGAGGAGGAGCCUUUGUUAGCUGUCGAGGGGAAUCAAAAAGGCACUACUUCUCUAGGAUCAAAGGUGCUAAGCUGUGUUAGAUGCGUGGUGAAAUUCCUGAAAGACAAGCAACUUCUUCAGCCACCCAUUAUUGCCUCUGUCUUUGCAAUUGGAAUCGGUGUUGUUCCAGUCUUGAAGGGUUUGAUAUUCACAGAUGAUGCGCCUCUAUUCUUCUUCACAGACAGCUGUCUCAUUCUUGGGGAAGCUAUGAUUCCAUGCAUUUUGCUUGCUGUGGGGGGUAAUCUUGUUGAUGGCCCCGGUGAAGGGAGUAAGAGACUUGGUGUGCGGACCACCGUUGCUAUUAUCUUUGCACGUCUGAUCUUGGUUCCAAUUGCCGGGGUUGGCAUCGUCAUGCUAGUUGACAAACUCGGUUUCAUUCCCAAAGAUGACAAAAUGUUCAAGUUUGUCCUACUACUGCAGCACUCGAUGCCCACCUCAGUGCUCUCAGGUGCCGUUGCCAACCUAAGAGGGUGCGGGAAAGAAUCAGCCGCGAUCUUGUUCUGGGUGCACAUUUUUGCAGUGUUCUCCAUGGCGGGGUGGAUUAUUUUCUACUUGACGUUGCUCUUCUAAGUACGCCGCUCCCUUAUACUGUGCUGAACUGGAACAUCCGCAAAUAGUAGAUACCAUGAGAAAACAUGGAAGAAGAUAAUAGUGUCAUGAAGUGUACAAUAGCUACUGAAGCCAUGGUGGCAGCUGCUGUGGAGGUACGAGUUGUAUCGGUACAGAUAAUGGGUUCCUCGUACCCAUCUUUGUGUACAUGCUUCCGUUAUGUUAAUUUUGUCCCCCCUCUCUCUGCCGCGAGAGGGACGAGAAUCGCGGCAGCUUGUGCCUGCCCAUAUUAUUACUAGGUCACCCUGAGAAACUUUUGGAUCCGCAUUUCAAAUAGUUUGGGCACUCCAUGAUCUAUCUAUUCGGUUGAAUGAAAGCGUAUUUUGUA